This is a messenger RNA of Entamoeba invadens IP1, 393 nucleotides long. RefSeq lists its product as hypothetical. NCBI's taxonomy places the organism in Eukaryota, Evosea, Mastigamoebida, Endamoebidae. Bases 1 to 393 code for a protein of 130 amino acids. The record is from RefSeq and is a predicted model, not a curated record. The transcript has a single exon.
AUGGAAACAUAUGCGAUGCAACAGCAGCCGUACCCCUUUCAACAAGCCACAGAAUUAAUGUACUCGCCGAUCUACCCACAAAUAACUCCAAACCAAUCAAUCAAUCCAUAUUACCAAACAGAAGUUGUGUCCAACAAACCCGUCGUUGUUUUACCACACAUCAACCCUGAUGUUGUUGGGCCAGAAAAGCAAACGCAACACACAGACAUGAUUGCUGUGUUGCUUUACAUUUUCGGAUUUUUCUGCUUUGGUCUGUGGAUCCUUUGCUUUUUACUCUUUUACAAAAGCAGUUCUAAGCGCGCCAGAUUAUUUGCAAGACUCUCAUUCACAACUCUCUUUGUGAUUUCUCUUAUUCUUGUUUGUGUUGUUUGCUUCCUCAUUACUUUCAUGUGA